UUAAAAAUUAGCAUGGCUAGUGAAUAAAUACUUCUUCACACUGUUAGAUUCUCAAAGACUUUAGAUUUUGACCUAGAAUCGUCAUGCCUGAGCCAGCGAAGUCCGCACCUAAGAAGGGAUCCAAGAAGGCCGUUACUAAAACCGCUGUAAAGGGCGGUAAGAAGCGCAAGAGGUCCAGGAAGGAGAGCUAUGCUAUCUACGUCUACAAGGUCCUGAAGCAGGUUCAUCCUGACACCGGGAUUUCCUCUAAGGCCAUGGGCAUCAUGAACUCUUUCGUCAAUGAUAUUUUCGAGCGUAUCGCCGGUGAGUCCUCUCGUCUCGCUCACUACAACAAGCGCUCCACCAUCACAUCGAGAGAGAUCCAGACCGCCGUGCGUCUGCUGCUGCCCGGUGAACUCGCCAAACACGCCGUGUCUGAGGGGACUAAGGCCGUCACUAAGUACACCAGCUCCAAAUAA
This is a messenger RNA of Paramisgurnus dabryanus, 458 nucleotides long. The record is from RefSeq and is a predicted model, not a curated record. NCBI's taxonomy places the organism in Eukaryota, Metazoa, Chordata, Actinopteri, Cypriniformes, Cobitidae.